GUCUGGACAUGAGAGAUAUCAGAAAGAGGGGAGAGGCAUGAAAACAGAGACCAACAGUGUUUGAGUUAGAUCAGUUUAUAGCUGUGAAAGUGCAUUUGUGGGUGACAGAAUGGCCAUGUCAGAACAGCUUGAAACUGAGGGAGGCUGUUCCUCCAAGUCAUUCAAGCUGUACUCCCCCAAGGAGCCCCCCAACGGUAGCACUUUUCCCCCCUUCCACCCCGGCACCAUGCUGGACAGAGACGUGGGUCCCACCCCGAUGUAUCCUCCAACAUACCUGGAGCCCGGAAUAGGGCGGCACACACCAUAUGGCAACCAGACAGACUACAGAAUAUUUGAGCUCAACAAACGGCUACAGAAUUGGACAGAGGAGUGCGAUAACCUGUGGUGGGAUGCGUUCACUACAGAGUUCUUUGAAGACGACGCCAUGUUGACGAUUACUUUCUGUCUGGAGGAUGGACCCAAACGUUACACGAUUGGCCGGACGUUGAUCCCGAGGUACUUUCGGAGUAUAUUCGAGGGCGGUGCCACUGAGCUCUACUACGUGCUGAAACAUCCCAAGGAGUCCUUCCACAAUAACUUUGUCUCCCUUGACUGUGAUCAGUGCACCAUGGUCACCCAGAAUGGAAAGCCCAUGUUUACACAGGUGUGUGUAGAAGGUCGCUUGUACCUGGAGUUCAUGUUUGACGACAUGAUGAGGAUAAAGACGUGGCACUUCAGCAUCAGACAACACCGUGAACUCAUCCCCCGCAGUAUACUGGCCAUGCAUGCCCAGGACCCACAGAUGCUGGACCAGCUGUCCAAAAACAUAACAAGAUGUGGCCUGUCGAACUCCACCCUCAACUACCUCCGACUGUGUGUGAUUCUGGAGCCCAUGCAGGAGCUGAUGUCAAGACACAAGACGUACAGCCUCAGCCCCAGAGACUGCCUCAAGACCUGUCUCUUCCAGAAAUGGCAGAGGAUGGUGGCCCCACCAGCUGAGCCAUCAAGACAGGCGCCGAACAAACGGCGGAAGCGUAAGAUGUCAGGUGGAAGCACCAUCAGCGGAGGAGGAACUAAUAAUAACAACAACAACAAAAAGAAAAGCCCUGGCAGUGGCUUCCCUCUCUCCAGCCAAGUUCCAGAUGUGAUGGUGGUGGGAGAGCCCACGCUGAUGGGAGGCGAGUUUGGCGACGAGGACGAGCGCCUGAUCACGCGGCUGGAGAACACGCAGUUCGACGCGGCCAACGGCAUCGACGACGAGGACAGCUUCAACAACUCCCCGGCGCUGGGCUCCAACUCGCCCUGGAACAACAAGGCCCCCUCCAGCCAGGAGAGCAAGAGCGACAACCCCACCUCACAGGCAUCGCAGUAGAGCCCCACCUCAUCGACACAAACCCCCGCUCUGCCACUCCUCAGACCCCCCCAUCCCUAACCCGACAGCCACGAGUGCAACAGCAACAAGCCAGACAUCAUCGUAGAGCUCAGAGUCAUGGCACACACGGGCCCGAGGGGGCUUAGCAUGUCUCAGGCAACAUCACUGAGCCAAUGCUGUGAUUCCCCCGUAUUUAACCACCGUGUCUCCCCUCUUUCUCCCCUUUCCUCAUCGAGAAUGUCCCAUCAGAGCUCGGGUAGAUGUGACCGAGGAGGCGCAAGGGAUCCGGGGGAGAACUGUGCACACUAAACCAUCCAUACUCACAUGCAGGGCCCGGGUGGGGGAGGGUGGUGUCAGCGGGGCUCCAACAUGGUGGCGAGUUGCUUAGGGACCACUUGUCCACCCGUCAUCCGAACAUGCCUCUCAAUUCUGGUCUGCUCCGUGGACGCACAAGUCACUGGUAAUGUUUGUUAAUAGAGUAUGUGUGCGUGUGUGUGCGAGUGUGAAGUGUGUGAGGAGCGAGUAAGGGGCUUACUUGUGGCUUUGAGGAAACAGACAGACCAGAAUUCAGAGUCUGUCAAUAAAACCAUUGAAAUCCACACACUAGUAGGACAGCUGAAAUGUGGCACUAGGGAAACAUCACACACACACACACACACACACACACACACACACACACACACACACACACACACACACACACACACACACACACACACACACACACACACACACACACACACACACACAUAAUUGAAGGAGUCCCCUAGUGCCAGAGCCAUCUCUGAUUGACUACCAUGGAUGCAGUCUUUCGAACAGAGAGCAUUAACCACACACACACACACACACACACACACACACAGUUACACAUUUUAAGAGUUUUUAUACAGUAUAUAUUUCCCUAGAAUGUUUUUUAAUUUGUAUUAAACGCCUUCAUUUCAAUUGUUACUUUUUUAUUUUCUACCAAUACUGAAAAGCUACAGACCAAGGAGCAACACAGGACUUUUAUCCCUCCCCCCUCUAAAAUAUAUUGUUUUUAUCUUUUAUGUUUAUAAAAGAUAAAUAAUUUAGUGUGGAUGUUUUUAUUUUGUCUUUUUCGUUCCUUUUUUUUUGGAGAUUAAAUUUUUGUGUAUUUGUGCUUGUAUAUUUAAGGUAGUAGCAAAGUUCUGUCUGACUGUAAUAAAAUGUAUUCUUACUUAGAUUUACCUAAAGCCAUCCCGAUCUAAUGUAAAGAAACAAAAAUAGGAAAAAGGAGAAAAAACACUCAUGAACCCGUCCCCUCUAUCUUCCCACAUGCUCUUUUCCUCCUCCCUCUUUUUUAAGAACUUGUGUAAAUUAAAUUACAAAACCUCCGGGGGGUACAACGGCACCAUAGCGUGAUGAUUUUACUGUGUUUCUUUUUUAAUUUAUUUUUGGAUAUUCACACAUGUAUUUCAUCUAUACAGGAAGUGAUUUUACACUUAGCAUUCAUCACAAUUUUGUCUACUGCAACUUUCAACUUGAUGUCAAGUGAAUGUGCUCACUGAAUUGAAGUUACCGGUGACUUUCAUCUUUCCUCACUGGCUAAACAGAUUUUCUUUAUAUUAGUUUCUGUCUCAAUUGCCUUCAUUUGUGCAUUGUCUUUCACAACCACCCGAGUGAUACCAUCGAUCACACAGACAUCUUCUAAAGCCAGCUUAACAUUAAGUUCAGUCGUCAUAUUGGGUAGCAAUGCGGAGUUUAUAAAGUCUGAUUUAAAAACAGCUGAAGCUCUGUUGGUUUUGUACAUUUCCAUUUCCUUACAGUUGAUUCCAGCCACAGUUACGACUGAGUUUGAAUGGUGACUUGUACCUUUUCCAAUCCCUGUAGAAAAAAAAUCAUUGUUUGAUAUAUAUUUUUUGAUUUGGUUAGUUUCUGCCCUUGAUAAUUAAUGUAUGGUACCAAUAAAAAGAUACAUUUUCACUUUAAA
Molecule: messenger RNA, 3299 nt
Organism: Eleginops maclovinus (Patagonian blennie)
Lineage: Eukaryota; Metazoa; Chordata; Actinopteri; Perciformes; Eleginopidae
Gene: ldb1b
Product: LIM-domain binding 1b
Exons: 11
Coding region: 110-1351 (413 amino acids)
Biological process (GO): negative regulation of transcription by RNA polymerase II; nervous system development; positive regulation of transcription by RNA polymerase II
Cellular component (GO): nucleus; transcription regulator complex
Molecular function (GO): LIM domain binding
Source: RefSeq, a predicted model, not a curated record